CUAGAAAGUAAAGCUAAUUAUUUUUAAAUGUAUGGUUGGUUAGGUUUCUUAGCUACAAUAAUAUUAUUUAUGUAAAACGUAAUUUAUACUUUUUGGGUGAGAAAAUUAAUGCAGGUUAAAGUUGCACGCAUAUAUUGUGUCGUGUAUGAAAUGCUCGGGAAAGGAAAUAAUUUUCAAGGAGACUUGGGCAGAUUAGUGCACUGAGUAGAGUAAAAUGGGAUGGUGGUAAAUUUUAAGGUUAGCUACUUUUUCUCAAAAUAUAUGUAUAAAAUUCUGUAAAUAAUAAGGGUCUCGGCUUAUUCGUAAUAAAACAUUAUAUAAUUUCACAGGAUCAGGUUGCAGCUAGUAUCAACUAAACAGUUGGGCAGCAUCAACAAUCAGGCCAAUCUCAAGUGGAAAACAGUUUUGGCUUUGCUAAUAAAACACAACAUUAUAACCACGUCACUGCAAAAGCCACCUACAGUAAUCUAUAAAUGCAGUAGCAGACAACGAUGGCAACAGACAGCAAGCCACACCCUGAAAUGUCUGUCGCCUCCGAGGAGUUGGUGUGUUUCGUGUGCGGCGUACCGGUCAGCGGCAAGUUCUAUCCCCUGGCCACAUGCCGCCUGCUCUGCACCAAGACUCCCAUCAUUGAGAAGAUGAGCCAGCUGGUUGGGGAAAGCUACGUGGUGGUGAUCACGGAAGACGACGUGAUAUGCCGCAGCUGUGCCAACCUGCUCAACACGCUGGACCGCCUGGAAGUGGAGCUGGGGUCGGUGAGGAGCGUCGUGCUGCGGUUCCUCGAGCGCAAGUACGAGCUGUCGGACGGCGAGCUCGUCAACAGCAAGCCGGUGGAGGUCGGCCAGCCGCCCCAGAUAACCCCAGGCCAGGGAAAGUUGGAGCAAUAUGCUAAGAAGGAGAAUUUCAUGGCUCGGAAGCGGAGGCAAGCACUCGACGAAAUCAAAAAAGAAAACGGAUCUGCCGAUGGCACGAAGCACAAAGGCGGGCCGAAGAACCCGAGCUCGCUGCUGCAGUGCGACAAGUGCAAGUACACGACCAGCUACAACGCCUUCAUGAUCCACCACAUCCGCCAGCACGUGAAGCCAAAGACUGCCUGCGACUUCUGCGGGAUGGACAUUGAGCGCCCGGGCGGCACCUGCCCCCAGAAGUGCACAGAGGGCGCAGGCGAGCAGGCGGUCGCGGACGUGACCGUCGAAGCGUCCGGUGCCGACCAGCCCGCCGCCGCGCUGUGCGCCGUGCCAGACGGCCCGGUGGCGAGACAGACGCAGCUGAUGGAAGUCCAGAAGAUGGAGGACGAGGACAGCAAUGCGGUUUACGUGCAGGUGGUGGACGUGGGGAAAGGGAAUGGGACGGACGACGGUGGGAACUUGCGCAAACAGGUGCUGACCGUAGCCGACGACGGGACUGUGGAAAUGGUCGAGGUGUUGUGGGAUGAGAUGAUAACGCCAGAUGUUGAAGGAGAACAACACUAUUUACAACAGUAGUCGGGCAAGUAAGCCUUUAGUGCUUAAUUUUGAAAUAUGUUAGAAGAUAUUAUUUAAAUUGAUUUGUUUCAAGGUGUCUCCAUGGAAACGGGAAAGGAUGUAUAUUUUUUUGUAGUUAUUCUGGAACUAGGCAGGCAUAUAUUUUGCGGUAAUAAAUUUGAACAAAAAAAGGUUCAUUUUAAGAAGUUGCCAUGUAAUACUGUACUUCUAAACUUGACCUGUUGUUAUAACGUAAUAUAACGAUUAAGAAUUUUCCUGGCUAACAAGUAAAAAAUUAUGUCAAUUGAGAAACUUAAAUUUCCUGGCUAACAAGUAAGUCAAUUGAGAAACUUGAAAGAUUUUUUUUAUUAUAAUAAUGUAUAUCUAUAGUAUAGUAUAUAUUUUAGUGAAUACAGGGUGUACUUUUUUUUUUUUUAAGAAUAGGUUAAAAUUUAUUUUUAGAUUUAAUCUUGUGUGUAGUAAUUUUAGAUUAAGUUCAUUGCUGGAUGAUUAACAAAAUAUUUUACUUUGAUCCCCACACAAACUCAACUUUAUUACUAUACAGAAGCCCAACAUAAAACUUUGAUCAUAUUGGUGACUGUGGCGUUAAAUCUAUGCAAGUUUCAACCUAUAUUAUUCUAAGAGGAGAAUAAGUGCAAAAGUCCCAUUUGAAACAUUCCCACCCUUCUAUAGCAAUACUUCCUGUUUCUGACAUUCUCCAGUAAAAACAGAUGUGUUCUUUGGAAGAAUUGUGGACUUCGAAGGGUAGCAAUGAGCAAAAGUGAUUUUUAAUGUAUUUGCAAAAGUUAAAUUUUUAAUUCAAUUAUGUACUUACAUGUACUUAUUUUUUGCGCGCGCGCGUGUGAGUGUGAUAGUAAUAUGCUAGAACCCUGAUAUCAUUAACCCCGGAUUUUACGAAUACAUUCUCAGGAACCGUUGAAAAAUCAGAAAUGUUGACACCAAAACUUAAAUACACCCACCCCUUAAAGUAAUGCUGUUCGAUUAGUGCAGUUUCGAAGUACUGUGCCAAUAAAUUAUGGCAUGAUUCGAAGCGCUGUUUUUUUUUACGUGAAUUUUUAUUCCUGUGCACGCACAAGCAAUGGCACUUGUGUUUCAUUAAAUACAUUGCUAUGAAUUAAUAAUGUGACAAAUCAACAAACAAUGUUUUGCUCUUAAUAGCCAUUUGCUUCCUUUAUUGUGUAUUUAUCUCUAAUGACGCCCACAGCUUUCAGGGCUGGUUUACUAGGAUGUGCUAGUGGCAUAUCAUGGCACUCAUUUAGUAAAUGGUGUCGAAUUAUAUUAGAAGGUAAAACGAAAUUUUUAAUCAUAGAAAAUGUUAAAUUUCUGCUUUUUAAAUUAUUAUUACAAGUGAAAUAUAUAUUAACAUUAUUAUUCUGUAACUCAGAAAUGUUGUAAGCACUUAGGAGUGCUAGGCCCAAGCCCUAUCAUUAGGGACAUGCAAAUUUCGCAUUUACGAUAAAACGAAUCUUUACGCGAAAUUUGUAAGUUUAACACGAAUAACCUCACUUUUACAUAAUUUCUGAUACCGCGAAUUUUUUGUGCUAAAUACGUCUGUUUACCACGAAUAACCACACUUUCCCGCCGUUUGGUAACUUAAAAAAAAGUAAAUAAACAGCCGUUGUCACCACUGAUAACACCAUCAACGUAAAGACUACACUUGCCAAUGUUUACGUUUUAUUAUUUAUUUGAUACGACGCGUUCUUGGCGAACUGCACUCGUGCACUAAUACGCUCACGUUUUCUCGAAGGCACGUUUACAGAGUCAAAGAGUAAUGUACGGCCAUUUUGUUGGAUAUUUUGUGCAUUACAGCGCUUGUGUCGCGAAGCAAAUUAUAAAUUACGCUCAACUGUUCAUCUUGCAUCUACUAUGGACUAUGCAAACUGUUUUAAUUUGUUUUCUGAUACUGUAAACAGACUUAACAAUUACGUUUUAUUUUUAAGAAUGAUAAUUUUCGUUUAAAAAUGUUGUAUACAGUGCAACUAUUUUAUAAAAACUGUAGUUUGUGAUAGAAAACGUCUUCAUAUUUCUCAGCAGAAGUUCGAAAGUGUAAAAUAUGCCGAAACCUCAAGCAAUCACCAAACUUCGUGAGCACGAAUUUCGUGAUCGUGGGUUAUAUGCGAGGGUAAAUAUGUAGUUGGGCGAUAUGUGUUAAAAAAACUUUUUUUAAAUCCGAAAAUACUUUAAUAACGAGGCUAGAAGGCUUGAGAUACCCAAAUGCUAAUAUUUUGCAUGGCGAGCUUACCAAGAUGCAAUGCAACUUUGAAAACAUGAAGCAGUGCAUUUUUUUGACAAAACAAAACCAGUUUUGGACCACAUGAACACCACGAAAGCAGCUGCUGUGAAAAUAAGUGUAGUGCAAGUGUCUACAAAAUCUCUGGUGAAGCUUACCAGCUUGAUGGCUACAGAUCCAAGCAGACUUGACUUUGAAAACCCUUAACUGCCUUUGAUCCAAAAAAAUAUUUUGAUUACAGACAUGAUCCCUAUUUUGCUUGCUAAGUUGUGUAACGUUUCUACUCUGAAAGAAAUGGACCGCCAGGAGCUGAUCACCGGUUUUGGAGAGUUGAAGCAGAUAGUUGAGAAACAAAUGAAGGAAAGUAGUGUGGAUGUAGUGAAGGCACUUCAAGUUGUAAAACUUUCACAACCUGAAUUUUCUGACAGGUGCCUAGAAGCAGUGUGGAUGUUGUGUGCAAACGUUGAUUCGGAACGCUUCUUGUUACAAUAUAAUAAUGUUCUCACUGACAAGAGAACUAAUUUGAAAUAAGAAAAUUUAGCUACAAUGGCUAUUAUUUCAUUUGAAAGUUAAACGUUGUGUCAAAGUACUUUGCUUCUGAAAUUAUUGGGUUGACUUAAUUUAGAAUCUGAAUUCUUAAACUUGUGUCUUUUUAACCUAUAUUUGUGUAAUUUUAAUUUAUAAUGUUUCAACUGAUGGUGCAAUUAUAUUACAAUGUUCUCUUCAUAUUUCUUACACUUGAAAUCGCAAAAAUUCAAAAAAAAAAAAAAACCGCUUUUAGGUAAAAAUAACACCGAUUUUAAGGGAAAAUAACACCAAUUUUCAUCACAAAAUAAACACACCUUUUGCAUGUCUCUACCUAUCAUGUAAACAAUGUGUGUGGUAUGUACAUGAAUAUUUAAAUUUUAUUUUAGGUUGUGUGAUUUCAAAAUGUUGCUCAACAUUUAUUUUUAUGUGUUUAGACCCAUGUAUUACUGGGAGCAGUGUCUUGAUUAAAAUGGUAGUCAGCAGGCACACUUAUCUGAUUAGAAAAUGAAUUAUUUGGCACUCUUAUCAGAAAAACAUAUUUGAUUAGCACACUGUUUUCUUGGGACUAAUUAGAGCGUUACUUUUAGGGGCAGGUGUAAUUAGAAAUUUUUUAAAAAAAUCACAGUGAAAGUAUAUAAAAAGGUUAUUUUUUAAUGAACAGCAUAUAUUUUGUGUAAGUUUUAAUUAGUGGUGCACCGAUGCGGAUACCGAUGAAUCGUAAUCGGCGAUUAUGGUUACUUUCCGAUUAAUCGUAAUCAGCGAUUAUCUUAACGAUUACUUUGCCGAUUAUCUACGUCCCGGCGUAACUAAGUAGGUUUUUGCGGUGUAAUAUUUUGUUACACAUUUUAGGACGAAAUACGGUAAUAUUUGUAUAUAUUACAAAAUCAAUCCAACUCCGUCAUAUCAUUACAGAUAUUUCGUUAAGUUUAAUAAAUCUCUGCCUCGAACAAUAACAAAUACAUUUUUCCUACACGUUUAUUUACGUUUCGUCUUUUGUUUAGUGGCCUUGUACAUCACCUAUAGCCAGAGACGUAAAAUACCACAAGCAGUUGCAGUGGACUCUUAUGACAAUCGAUCUUUUCGAAUCGUAGUAGCGGUUCAAACUCGUGGUCCCGAUACCUUCUAGAGCUUAUCACUGGGUUUUACAAACUCGUUAUGGGUGUCUUUGGUAACAUUAUCCGUUGUGUUAUUUGUAUGUGACGUGAAAAGUGAAAAAGUAUUUAUAAUUUUAUAUAUUCAGUCAACAUAAAUAAAAUCACAUGUGCUAGAAUUGGUUUUGAGUCAUUUUAUAUAAUUAUAGUGAGAUGGCGAGUAGGGAGAAAAAAAGUGAAGUGUGGAAACAUUUUUCUAUAAACUCAAGUGAACAAAAUAAAGCAACAUGUCUACAUUGUUAAACUGUAAUUUCUCGAUGCAACCUUAUGUGAUAGUCAAUAAUAAUGCUAGUUUUCCGCAACAAAAACUUACCCAUUGUAAAUUACAAUUAUUAGACUGUAGUUCACGUUUACAAUAACAAACAUAAAUAGAAGUUAAUUUAAUUUACACUUUGGAAUGACUUAAUAGCGUAUUUUAUAUAUUUUUAUACUGUUAUUAUAACUGUAUUCUCAAUUUUACCUAAUCUUGUUAUUAAAUUCACAUGGGGAAAAAAUUGUUUGUGUGCAUUAUUAAACUUUAAAAAAUUUGUUCAUUAUAAUCGGUAACUGAAUCGGUAUCUGCCGAUUAUUACUCUCGUAAUCGGUAAUCGGUAGUCAUAUCGGUGCACCACUAGUUUUAAUACUCUUAAUUAUAUUCCUGUAAAAAAAAAUCCUGUUUUAAUGUACUGCAGCGGUAGCUUCUGAGACGUAAGUGGGCAUGCGCUGGCUAGCCUGGCAGCAUCAUGACGUCUGGCUUACUCCUACCUCUCCUGGUUAACAUUCUUCAAGCUCAUCCCUCACAGACACAAGCCACCUUGUCUUCACCUCUCAACACUCCAACAUUCCCUCCCCCCCUUAUGACCCGCGUGAGAAACGUUCAACAUCCUCUCUGCUUACCAAUAACCUGCGAUCAAAGCCAAAACACCAAGCAGUGUGUACUGUUCAUUCCAAAUAAAAUGAUUUUACAAACGCAACCCGUAGAACCUGAACAUAUGAAUUCGGGUUCCAGUGUAUAUCCUAAGAUAUGGUUAAAAAAUUUAUUUGCACAAAUGAAUGCAAGACCAUGAUACUUCUGGACUCUGUCAAAACAGUUUUGUUGAUAUGCGCACACACUGCAUCCAAUCAGAGUCACUUAGCUGCUCUAACUUUGCCUAUGCACGGAAGGCACAGUUUCUAUUGCCUGCCACAAACAGGAAUCUUAACAAUGAUUUUGAAUGUGUGGGAAGAGGUUAAAUAAUUUCACUGCUUUGGGCAAGUGCCAUUUAAAUAAAUUUGUAUAUACAUCCAAUAUUUACUCCAUUAUUUUUCUAAGUGUUGAAAAAAAUUAAGAAAAUAAUAAUUCUGAUUUUACAUCUACAAAUACAUUUAAUAAAAUGCAGACUUCAAACUUUAGCUCCACAAACUUAACCAAGUAUUUCCUUGAAUGUGGUCCCAUCAUAUCCAACGUCCUUUGAAGCUGCAUCUAUGAAGUUUAUGUAGACCCUGCAAAUGAAAUAUAGGGACAUUAGCAGAGUAUUUUAAAGAAGAGUGAUGCUUUGGAAUUAUUAAACAUUGUAAAUAUACAUUAAACUAUGAAGCUGUCAGGUCAAAUAAUACAUACUGUUUUAUAGCUGUAAGGUCAAAUAAUACAUAUGUAACUCAGUUUUAUAAUUUUUAUCAAUUUAUACAUUACAUUUUCAGCAGAAAAAAUUAUACACAUAAUUUGACCUUAAAAAUAACAUAAAUAAAUUUAAGUUUUUUAUGGGUUCUUAUCAAAUGCAUUAAGUUGAGUCAGGAAUUGAACUCGGUUACUUCCCUAUGCGAGUUCAGUAUUUUACGGAAGAGCCACCUUACUAGGUAAGAAGUAGAUUAAAUACAUGCUUACUGUAAUAUAUGUGCAUGUUAUAAAUUCUGGUUUACAGACUUAAGCAUAAAAAUGAGUAAAUUAUUACAGUAAUAAGAAUACAUGGUAUCUUUAUUAGAAAACAAAUUUGGUCUUGGCUAUUAUCUUAAUUAGGUACUACAUACAUGUAUUUCAAAACCACUAUACACCAUGCAACAUGCUAAGUAUUUCAUUUUUCUGAACAUUACACUUUAAUAUUUCUUACCCCUACAAACAGUUUGGUGUAACCAUAGUUGCCAGUGAAGUAAUGAAAGGUAAUUUGCAGUGGUGUUGAUAAUAUGUUGGAAUUUAUUAAAAGUACCUUCUAUUUUAAGUUAUAAAAAAUAUGUAAUGUAUAAAUUUUUUUUAAUGAAGGUAGUGCUAAUAUAAAUAAAAAAGCACACAAGUCAUAUUUGGUUCUUUUAAAAUCUAAUAUGUUUAUAGACUUUUAUGUCCUUUAAUUAUUUUGUUUAUGUACAGUGAAAAUUGUAUGCAAAUGAUUAUUUCUGACAUUAAGUAUUGUUGAGUGA
Messenger RNA from Bacillus rossius redtenbacheri, 7763 nucleotides. RefSeq lists its product as uncharacterized. Bases 492 to 1484 code for a protein of 330 amino acids. The record is from RefSeq and is a predicted model, not a curated record. The transcript has 5 exons. Lineage: Eukaryota; Metazoa; Arthropoda; Insecta; Phasmatodea; Bacillidae.